Molecule: messenger RNA, 576 nt
Organism: Closterium sp. NIES-65
Lineage: Eukaryota; Viridiplantae; Streptophyta; Zygnematophyceae; Desmidiales; Closteriaceae
Source: the annotation of a GenBank genome assembly
AUGCAAGCAAAACUGGUCCUACUGGGCGACAUGGGCGCGGGGAAGUCGUCGCUCGUGCUGCGGUUCGUGAAGGGUCAAUUCUUCGAGUACCAGUUCCGUGUGUCUUUUCGCUCCGUUACUGUCCGUCGCAUUCUCUUCCGUCUCUUACCCACCCUUAUCAGGCAGGCCACCCUCACCCGCCUUGUUCUAGGGCGUGUCUCGUUCCUACAAUCCCUACCCACCAUCUCACUCCAAUCCUAUCUUUCCGCCCGCCGUGCCCCUCACCGCAGGAGUCCACCAAUCGGCGCGGCGUUCUUGACGCAGACGGUGGCGGUGAGCGACGCGGUGGUCAAGUUCGAGAUCUGGGACACGGCCGGGCAGGAGCGCUACCACAGCCUCGCGCCCAUGUACUACCGCGGGGCCGCGGCCGCCAUUAUCGUCCUACGAUAUUACCAGCACCGUGAGCCGCUGGGCCUGCAUGUCUCCCUUAUGUUGUUCCGUUCUCGUCCAUCAUCAAAUUUCCCAUCAUCCGUUCCUAAAGCUGUACCCGUCCUCUCCCUUGUCCUUGCGCGCCCUGCAUACGCCACCCUCAGGUAA